Angiostrongylus costaricensis is the source of this 216-nucleotide messenger RNA. NCBI's taxonomy places the organism in Eukaryota, Metazoa, Nematoda, Chromadorea, Rhabditida, Metastrongylidae. The record is from the annotation of a GenBank genome assembly.
AUGUUAGACGGCGGAUUAUUAAACGGAAAUGAGGAACCAAAACGUGUGAAAGCGCCCAUAAGUUUACGUUUUAACUCUAUUAGACUCAACGAUCUAUCCGAUGACUACGGAUUCGGAGACGACCUUGAUCUGUCUGUUGUUGACGAUGAUGUUGUGGUCGAGGAAGCAUUAGAAGCCAACAAUCUACAAAUUGCCGCCGGUGCAAAUCAAAUGUGA